AUGCCGCAAAAGGUCUUUAUCACGGGCGCCACGGGCUUCAUCGGCCGCAUUGUCACCGAACUGGCCGUCAAGGAAGGCUACGAUGUCCGCGGUCUCUCUCGCCGUGAGGAAGGCGACGCACUUCUCAAGACUCUCGGCGCAACCCCGGUGCGCGGCGACCUCCAAAACACCGAGCUCCUCACAGAAGAGAGCAAAAACGCUGACAUCGUACUCCACCUCGCUUUCGACCAUGACUUCUCCAAGCCCUACGUCGACCUCAUUGCUCUUGUCAUCAGCUCUGUGAGCGCCCUCGCCAAAGGCCUGGAGGGAACCAACAAGCCCCUCGUCGUCACCAACGGCACAGCCGGUAUCCAGCCUGAUCCCAACGGCAGCGAAACCGACGAGACAGCCCCAAUCGCAGAGUUCGGCUUUGGAAACCGCCAGACCGCUGAGGAUCAUGCCCUCAAACUUGUGGAGAAGGGCGUCCGUAUAAUCUCAAUCCGUCUCCCUCAAUAUGUCUACGGACGCGGUAACCGCACCGGCUUUGCAGCGCAGCUACUUAAGCUUGCUAUCGACGCGGGCGAGUCCGUCUACAUUGGUGAUGGGGAGUACUGCUUCUCGGACGUCUACGUCGAUGACGCUGCGCAGCUGUACCUCCUCGCGGCUCAGAAGGGCAAGGCUGGCGAGAUCUUCAACGGCACCGGCAACACCACCAUCACAUACAAGGCCAUGGCCACUGCGAUCAGCGAGGCCGUCCAAGUCCCCACUAAGUCUAUUACCAAGGAAGAAGCCGUUCAGCGGUGGGGUCCAUUUUUGGCUGCAUCCUUUGGCAUCAGGAACCGUGCAAGCAAUAAGAAGGCUGUUGAGACCUUUGGUUGGAAGCCCGUUGGACCAGGAUUGCUUUGGGAAAUCCGCUCUGGGAGCUAUGUGCCGGUUGCGGAAGAGUUUAGGAAGGCAAAGGAUGCUGCUGGGCUUUAG
Aspergillus calidoustus is the source of this 957-nucleotide messenger RNA. The record is from the annotation of a GenBank genome assembly. NCBI's taxonomy places the organism in Eukaryota, Fungi, Ascomycota, Eurotiomycetes, Eurotiales, Aspergillaceae.